Messenger RNA from Mya arenaria, 973 nucleotides. Its product is annotated as plasminogen receptor (KT)-like. The record is from RefSeq and is a predicted model, not a curated record. Gene Ontology annotation, cellular component: plasma membrane. Gene Ontology annotation, biological process: positive regulation of plasminogen activation. Bases 110 to 532 code for a protein of 140 amino acids. The transcript is spliced from 5 exons. Lineage: Eukaryota; Metazoa; Mollusca; Bivalvia; Myida; Myidae.
CAAAUCGGUAAUCAAACGUGCCAUUUGUCUAGGAAAGGUAUAGGUCGGUGGUUUAUCAAUCAGUUUGCUUUUUCUAAUUUUAAUACGGCUUGGCUGACGAGCUGCGAACAUGGGUUCCAUACUGGGCAAAACCAUGGAAGAUAACUUCAAGAAGCAACAGGAAUUCAUGGAAAAGAAUCAAGAAAUAAUGCUGGAGCGACAGAUACAGAUGCAGAACCAGAUGCGGGAGCGCCAAGCAUCUAUGAUGAUCGCUCGCUCCCGGGACCUGUUUGCCUGGUUUGGAAGCUUCUACGCAAUCUGCGCUCUCGCUGGUGUUGCUGGUUUCGCCAAGACGAAGAAGCCUGGUCCACUGAUACCUCUCGUUCCACUUUCGUUCAUCUUCGGGUAUCAGUAUGACCUCGCGUAUGGCACCAAGAUGGAGAGAUGUAGAGAGGAAGCGACGCGGGUGCUGCUGGAGGAAGGUUCAUUGAUACAGCUUCCUCGCGGUCUGCCCACCAUACAGUCCAUAGACGCCGCUCGCCAAAAGAAGUAGGCGAAGCUUAUCGGGCGUGUGCAUAGACACUCAGGACUAGUGUAUUUGGUGAAGCUCUCGAGACAUUGAAUGGUUCAGAAUGUUGUGUAAACAAAAUAUUAAGUGUUGUUUUUUUACAAACGUGUUAUGUCAAAAGUGUUUCAAUUUAUUAGAUGUGCUUGAAAAGGAUAUCUAGUCCUUUCAAUAAAUGUAUUGGGUGUUCUGUAAAAGAUCACAUAGAAAUUCAUGAUGAAUACAAUUUAUCUUUCAACAAAAGGUGCCAUUAACUGUUUUAUUUAGUUCCAUGAUCUUGUAAAGACAGCAUAAUAUUAAUAUAAAGAAAAGUGCUAAUGAAGUGUAUACAUUACUCAUUUCCAACAAUACUGUAUUAUAUUUAUUGUAUGUUAGUGUCUUGUUUGUAGACGAGUUGAUGUGUAUAGGGUAAUAAAGCCAUGAUUAGAA